AUGCUGGGUAAUGAAUUCUACGUUGGUGCUUAUAAGGAUGGAGCAACAUGGAGAAUCAACAAGUUUGCAGAUGUUCCUCAAUUUCCAUGGGCUUACAAAAAGGUUCAGGGGCAGAAUUCACGGAUUCAAACUUCUUUUGAAGCUAUACGAGAAAUCCAUAUUCCAAUAUUGCAUCUCCAUAUGGGGAGAAAAGCCCGAGAGGGCUUCACAACUACUUGUGACAUAGAUAUGCAGCCAUCCAUCUUCGGUUGGUUCCUCUGA
Molecule: messenger RNA, 261 nt
Organism: Ilex paraguariensis (yerba mate)
Lineage: Eukaryota; Viridiplantae; Streptophyta; Magnoliopsida; Aquifoliales; Aquifoliaceae
Source: the annotation of a GenBank genome assembly